UGUUAGAGGCGUUGAAAAGCUUAUUGCUCGUGUAUCGUCAGGUGAAUCUAGCAUUAAAUAUUACGUUACAAAGACGAAAUGUUUGACAUUUUGCAUGAUGCACAUUUAGCUAUAGGACAUCGCGGUAAGCACCGUAUGGAAAGCGAAUGUAAAAAAAAGUACAAGAAUAUAACUCGAGAUGUUAUUAAGUUAUAUCUGCGCUUGUGUGAAGGGUGCCAAAAGAAACUGAAAUCUGCCAAAAAAGGACUUGUGGUUAAACCAAUGGUUUUUUCGGAGAUGAACAGCCGUUGUCAAGUGGAUCUAAUUGACAUGCAAUCCCAUCCGGAUAGAGAAUACAAAUUUAUUAUGGUGUAUCAGGACCACUUAACUAAGUUUGUUCAAAUACGUCCAUUAACGUCGAAAAGGGCUAAGGAAGUAGCUAAGAGCCUGGUAGACAUAUUUUGUAUUUUCGGCGCCCCAUCUAUACUACAAUCGGACAACGGCCGGGAGUUCGCCAACCAUGUCAUUGAAGAGUUAUGUACGAUGUGGAGUGGCCUUAAAAUAGUCCAUGGGAAACCACGUUACAGUCAGUCACAAGGCAGCGUGGAAAGAGCAAAUCAAGAUAUACAGAACAUGCUUAUGACGUGGAUGGACGAUGAAAACUGCACGCGAUGGUCAGAAGGUCUAAGAUUUGUUCAAUUAAUGAAAAAUAGGGCAUACCAUGAUGGGAUAAAACAAGCUCCUUAUGCCGCCAUGUUUGGGCAUGAUAUUAAAGUCGGCCUAUCCACAUCAGCUUUUCCAAAAGAAGCUAUUGAAAAUCUGCGAACCGAAGAAGAGCUCGAGAAAGUGGUAAGGGAAUUUGGUUUAGGUGAACAGCCUCAACAAGAAAUAAAUAUAAACCAGUCUAUGGAUAGUGACCCAGAACCAGACAAUUUGCAAGAAGAUAUUACGCAAGGUGGCAAUAUGGAAAAUCGCAACAAUAAUUAUCGAGAAAACGCUAGUAAUACAGAAACUUCAGAAAAUCAGAGCAAGUGUGUAGAGUGUGACAAUUUAAAUACAUCAGGGAACAUAAGGUGUGAACUUUGCUUGUACCAAAGGAAUAUACAGUCAAACAGACUAGACGCAAAAAGAAAUUUAGAAAAUCAAGCAAAGAAGAUGAAAGCUUUAUCUAAUUCAAAGUUUCCCCCAUGUUCUGUUGGAGAUACAGUGAGAGUAACAAUUCCAGACGUUGAUCGAGGCAGGGGUGAUUUUAGAAACAUUCUCAUGACAGUUAUCGAGAAAACUAUUUGUAUAAGCUAGCGAACAAGAGGGGAACUAUCGAAGAAAUGUUUUCCAGGAACCAAUUUUCUGUGUGCAAUGAGAAGCUUAUUGAGAUGGAAAGUGUAUCACCGGAAAAGAAAAAUUUAAGACAACUUGCAAACGAACAGUCAGUCACUUUUAGGAGGUCAAGGUUAUAAACGAUGCAACUGUAAAACUAAAUGCAUGACCAAUAAAGCUAUUGGAAAUCUUUGUAACUCGAAAUGUCACAGCAGCUUGUCUUGUUUGAACAAAUAGAUUAUAUUAUCUUUUACUUUGUUAGGAUACAGUUUUAGUGUAACCUUUGAUUUGUAAAAUCUGUUUUUUUAAUUAAAUAAAUUUCUCCAAAUAUUUAUGGCGUUAUCUUUUAACAUUAACCACGCCAAGGCGCAUAGAACGCGGUUUACCCGGGUAAAGCCCGAAACGUGUACAAUUUUAUUAAUAUUUUGGAUUUUACCCAUGUUUUCUGGGUAGUGUGCAGUUUAUCCGUGUAUUAUGUGCCCCAGGGGUCUAUUCUUAGCCCAUUACUUUUGAUUUAUUAAAAAAAAUAAAGUACUGAAAACUGCAGGCUUUUGCAGAUGAUACUCAAAUUUACUUUCAUUUUGACCAUCAUGAUUACCUAAAUGGAUUUUUAAUAAUUAAUCCACAAUCUUAAACUAAACCCUGUUAAAUCAAAUACGAUUUUUGGCCAUAAAAAAGAUUUUCUUAAAGUUAAUUUGAACAUUGUAAUGAAUAACAUUACUCUUCUUGAGGUGUAUGUAUUGUGCCAAGGACUUAGGUUUGACUUUGGACAGUGGGCUGAGAUUUCGCGGAUAUGUUAAGUUGUUGAUUCAAAAACCGUUUUUAGCUUUAAAAAUUCUAUAUAAUGAUCGCCAUUUUUUAAAUGUUUAUAAAAUGCUUUGCGAAUCUUUAGU
This is a messenger RNA of Anthonomus grandis grandis, 2189 nucleotides long. RefSeq names its product KRAB-A domain-containing protein 2-like. NCBI's taxonomy places the organism in Eukaryota, Metazoa, Arthropoda, Insecta, Coleoptera, Curculionidae. The transcript has a single exon. The record is from RefSeq and is a predicted model, not a curated record. The coding region runs from base 79 to 1278 and encodes 399 amino acids. Gene Ontology annotation, molecular function: nucleic acid binding. Gene Ontology annotation, biological process: DNA integration.